AUGGCUGCGAGACCCACUUUCUGGCAAGACAGGUUGAAGGAUCACUGUAACGCUGCCCAGAUCGAACAGCCUAGAUGGCAAGACGUUUCAGAUCGUCGAGGAGGCCGCACCGCAUGGUCUAGCGUCGUUGUAGUCGGGGAAAAGCAAUUCCCGGCCCGCUACUGGUACGACGGUAACUACGUCGAGCAAGCCCGCGAGGACGCCGCCGAAUGCGCUCUCCAAUUCUAUGGCCAGACGCCCGCUACCACCACCUACCAGCGUGCCUACGGUCAAGUCAGCAGCUCAUAA
This is a messenger RNA of Mytilinidion resinicola, 288 nucleotides long. RefSeq lists its product as uncharacterized. Lineage: Eukaryota; Fungi; Ascomycota; Dothideomycetes; Mytilinidiales; Mytilinidiaceae. The transcript is spliced from 3 exons. Bases 1 to 288 code for a protein of 95 amino acids. The record is from RefSeq and is a predicted model, not a curated record.